AUGGCGGGCCGUGAUAGUGAUGCUGAUCACGGAGAACAGCAGCCGCUGCUUCAGAGCUCUCCAAGUCCUUUGUCCUCAGGACCAGACGAUAACAAAUAUGACACCAGAGCGACGCUGAGCGAAACAGAAAACGCCGCUGGCGAUGUUCAUCCGUCUCGGGCCAUCGAAGAUGAUGUGCUACCGGAGACAUCUACUCUCGGCCGAACAUUAAGCUGGCAAAGCGCCUACAUCAUUGUAAUAUCCAGAGUCAUCGGCAGCGGCAUAUUCGCGACGCCUGGAGCCAUCCUUCAGUCGGUAGGCAGUCCUGGCCUGGCACUACUGUUAUGGAUUGUCGGUACAUUUGUUGCAGCCGCCGGUCUGGCCGUGUCACUCGAGUACGGCUGCAUGCUGCCGCGAUCCGGAGGCGUCAAAGUCUAUCUCGAGUUUACAUAUAGGCAUCCGCGACUUUUUGCUACGACGCAAGUCGCCAUCAAUGCCAUUUUCCUGGGAUUCACGGCUAGCAACUGCGUCAUCUUUAGUCGUUAUGUGCUCUUUGCAUUUGGCGUGGAAAAUGCGAGCGCCUUUGUUGGUAAAGGGUUGGCCGUUCUCCUCCUCGUCGCAGUGACGGUCAUCCACGCCGUGACUCCAAAAGCAGGCAUCAAGAUACAGGACUUCCUUGGCUGGAUCAAGGUCGGGAUUAUCGUCUUCAUGAUUUUUGCUGGUCUCUACGUUGUGGUGUUCCAGCCAACGCUGGAUAUCUCGGUACAGCAAAAGAAUCCAUUAUCAUGGGACCAUCUAUGGGAUAACAGUGUUUGGAACUGGGGCGUCAUGUCAACGUCGCUAUUCAAAGUGUUUUACGCAUACGCAGGACUGGAUAAUGUGAGCAACGUGCUGAAUGAGGUUAAGGAUCCCGUGCGGACUCUGCGUUCUGUAACGCUGACUGCCUUGGUCACUUCUUGUGCCAUGUAUACCCUCAUCAACUUGGCAUACUUUAUCGUUGUCCCCAUUGAUGAAAUCAAGGGGAGCGGCGAGCUCAUUGCAGCUCUCUUUUUCCAGCGCUUAUUUGGCGAGCAAGUGGGUAGAAAGAUCUUGACCCUGGCCGUUGCCCUUUCAGCAGUGGGAAAUGUUUUUGUUGUUGCAUUUGCAAUGGCGCGAUUAAAGCAAGAGAUUGCUCGGCAGGGUUUUCUUCCCUUUUCCGAUAUCUUUGCUUCGACGAAGCCUUUCAACUCACCAUUAGGUGGCCUCAUCGUCAACUUCAUACCUUCAUUCCUUGUCAUUGUGCUACCGCCCACGAACGAGGUAUAUUCCUUCAUCCUCGAAGUGGAGGGUUACCCUGGCCAGGUCUUUACCCUCGCCAUGGGAUUUGGCCUUGUGUGGCUACGAUAUAAACGACCGGACCUCAAGAGGCCCUAUAAAGCAUGGUUACCUGCUGUUAUACUACGAAUCAUUCUGAGCAUUGCGUUGCUUGCUGCCCCGUUCUUCCCUCCCAAAGAGAAGCCCUCUGGAGGACUUUGGUAUGCAACUUAUGCAGUGGUAGGGAUGGGCACGAUCGUGGGUGGCGUCCUAUAUUGGUAUGUCUGGACUAUUCUUCUGCCAAAGUGGGGAGGUUACAAGUUGGAAGAGAAGAGCGAAGUGCUUGAUGACGGAACAUCUAUUACAAAGCUCGUGCAUAGCUACGAAUGA
Molecule: messenger RNA, 1662 nt
Organism: Trichoderma aggressivum f. europaeum
Lineage: Eukaryota; Fungi; Ascomycota; Sordariomycetes; Hypocreales; Hypocreaceae
Exons: 3
Coding region: 1-1662 (553 amino acids)
Biological process (GO): amino acid transmembrane transport
Cellular component (GO): membrane
Molecular function (GO): L-amino acid transmembrane transporter activity
Source: RefSeq, a predicted model, not a curated record